Messenger RNA from Pisolithus orientalis, 760 nucleotides. RefSeq lists its product as uncharacterized. NCBI's taxonomy places the organism in Eukaryota, Fungi, Basidiomycota, Agaricomycetes, Boletales, Pisolithaceae. The record is from RefSeq and is a predicted model, not a curated record. Bases 105 to 554 code for a protein of 149 amino acids. The transcript has 2 exons.
UUCAUGCUUCACGUGCCCGUCACAUGAUGGAAAUCAUCAGUCACGCGUAGUAUGGCCGACUUGCUGUUGUCCGUGGCACGUUAUCAGGUUCACGUCUAAUUUCCAUGUCUACGAUCGAAAAUGCAGUCGCCCUUCUGCGUCAGUUGGUCGGUCAACAGGCUGCAAACAAGCAUUUGAAAGAUAUGGUUGACAACAUUGUGUCGUGUCUCGUUCUUCUGAAUUCAUCACGGCCAUCACCUCAGGCUACAGAGAAGUUGCGAUCAGUACUCCGAGAGCCUUUUCAGCCUCUAUACCAUGCAUAUCCGGGCCCAGCAUUACAACUGACAUCCGCAGUGCUCUCCAACAUUCUCGGCGAGAAGCUGUCUGACGCAUAUAUUCAUGGUGAUCCCAAAUUGUACGCAGAGUGGGACAAAACUGCCUACGUAUUGUUGUCUGGCGUGCUUGUAAGUUAUCCAAGGCACAUAUAUUUAGAGUUUUACUACAGUUGUGAUUCCAGGAUGCUUUGGAGAAGCCUGCAAGUACGUUCUGAUUUGGCAUAUUACAGUCACGGCUGAAGAUGUUGCUAUGUAACCAGACGAUCCUUUCAAGGUCGACGUCGGAAAGUACCUUUAUCCAACCAUCUGCGGUUUCUUCUUUCGGGAGCGCUCGCAAUCAGCUCCACCCUUCAGCAUAGAAUUAUCCGUAACAGCAAGUCGACGUUUCCCUUGUAUGCGCAAGCUGAUGACGCAUGCCGCCGCCAGGCUGUCAGUAUUCUGAGCGA